AUGAACGACAAGCCCUCUGUCAACAUUGACGAGGCGCCGCCAUCCCAGCCACAUCGAAAGGAGCUCGAUGUCAUCCCGAUUCAGGAGGCUGCUGUUGAGGAUGCCUACCAUAUUAGGCUUGGUUGGAGAUCAUGGGUUGUGGUAUUUUGUACUUGCUUUGCCAUCAUGGCCCAGGUGUUUGUCGUGGUUGCAGCUGGAUCAGUGAUCGCAUUCAUCGUCCGUGACCUGGGUGACGGGGCUGUCGCCGGAUGGAUUAUCCAAGGUCCUUUGUUGAUGCAAAGCGUGCUUUCACCCAUUGUCGGGCGUCUUUCCGAUGUCCUUGACCGCAAGUACCUCGCCUCAGUUCCGCCUCUCAUCGCAUUUGCCGGAGCUGUCAUGUCAGCCAAGGCUACUUCUAUGAGCGUUCUCAUAGGAGGCGGUAUCCUGAUUGGAACGACGCUAUCUACAAUCUCCAUCGUUCAGGCCAUCCCUUCGGAAAUCCUCCCUCUCAAGUAUCGACCAAUUGCAAAUGGACUUGCUUUUAUCGGCGGCGCUGUUGGUAGCAUUAUUGGCUCUUUGGGAGCUGGGGCCGUCACAAAUGCCAACGCAUCUGGAUGGAGGUACAUCUUUUGGACGCAGGCUGCAUUUCACGGGGCUACCUCGUUGGCACUGUUCAUCUUUUACUGGCCACCCAAGCGAACCGAAUAUCCUCGGAUGACCAUCAAGGAGUGCCUGUGGGCCUGUGACCCUAUUGGGUCUGUCCUCUACAUCGGCAGUGUAUCGCUCAUGCUGCUCGCCCUGAAUUGGGCAGGGGGGACCUAUUCAUGGUCUGAUGCCCACGUAAUUGGGCCGCUCGUUGCUGGUCUAGCCUUAUUCGUCCUCUUUGGCUUAUACGAAUGGAAGGGAAGAUCAGACGGCCUUGUGGCCCACAUCUUCUUCCAGCAAAACGCAAACUUUGCCCUCUCUGUGUUCGCUUUCGGAGUGGAGGGCUGGGUCUUUUACUCGGCUGUCAACUCUAUCGUGCCACAGAUCAUCCUUCACUUGGGCUUCGAGACAGACCCAUGGCAAAUUUCGGUCAGGAUCCUCGGCUUCACGCUAGUCAAUCUCGGUCUUUCGAUUCCUAUCAUGCUCUAUGCCACUAGGUUUAAGGAUCUCAAGUCUCCUCUCAUCAUGUCCUUUACGUUCUUUAUCGCCGUAUCAAGUUGCUACGCCGCCAUCCGACCAUCAUGGAACACCGUCCAGCACGUUCUCAAUGUUCUUACAGGUAUUGGACAGUCGGGACCUUUAACGCUCCUGGUCGCUUGCGUUCAAUUCACCGCUCCACACGCAUACUUGUCUACAGCUACCGGACUUGCCUUUUCCGUUCGCGCGAUUGGCGGAGCAUUUGGAUCUGCUGUUCUCGAUGCCAUAAUCAACGGACGGCUAAGCUCACAUUAUGCCCCUGCCGUAGCCAAGGCGGCCGUGACUGCAGGGUUGCCGGAAAAGAGUGUGCCGGCCUUGUUGCAGGCUCUGGCCACAGGGGAAAUCGGGUCCAGUGACGUCGAGGGCGCCAACAGUGCGGUGUGGAAUGCAGCCAUAUCGGAGAGUAGAUGGCAAUAUGCACAUGCCUAUCGCUUGGCUUGGUCAAGCGUUAUCCCAUUCGCUGUCUUGGCUCUUGUUGCUGUUGCUUGCCUCAAGGGUGUCAAGGAGCUGAUGACUGAAAAGGUAGAGGCGACAGUAGAGCAUAUCGAGCAGCAUGGCAAGGCGGAUGCAGAUGAGAAGGGGGACAAUUAG
Messenger RNA from Fusarium vanettenii 77-13-4, 1752 nucleotides. RefSeq lists its product as uncharacterized. The transcript has 7 exons. Gene Ontology annotation, molecular function: transmembrane transporter activity. The record is from RefSeq and is a predicted model, not a curated record. Lineage: Eukaryota; Fungi; Ascomycota; Sordariomycetes; Hypocreales; Nectriaceae. The coding region runs from base 1 to 1752 and encodes 583 amino acids. Gene Ontology annotation, biological process: transmembrane transport.